AUGUUGUCCCUUUUACAAAAGGAGGGACUGCUUACAUCUCCCUCAGAUUUGUAUUCCCCGGGGUCCUGGGAUCCCAUCACCGCAGCGCUUUCCCAGCGGGCGAUGGUACUCGGGAAGUCAGGGGAGUGGAGAACUUGGGGAUUGGUCUUGGGGGCGCUGAAGGCAACACGAGAGGAGCAGAUUACAUCUGAACAGGCGAAGUUUUUGUUGGGCUUGGGGGGAGGGAAGGUGUCCCCCACAGGUCCCACAGAGAAGCCAACCGUGGAGCCUCAGGUCGGCGAAGAGAAAGAGAAAAUGACCGCACAGCAAGAGAUGAAGAUGGCGCCGGGAGAGGCGACCACGCUUAAAACCGUUGGCACAUCCGGUCAUUGUUGCAGAACGGAUGCUGGCUGCAGUCGCGCCACUGCUGCCCCCUCCGCCCCUCCUCCUUAUGUGGGGAGUGGCCUGUAUCCUUCUCUGGAGGGGUUGGGAGGGCCGGAGGGGGAGGGUGUAGCCACGUCGCCGGUGGGGCGGGACGGUCCGCCCCGAGGGGUGGGUCCGCCCCGAGGGGUAGAACCGCCCCGAGGGGUGGAACGAAGGGCGGAGCCAGGGUGCCUUGACUCGGCCCCUGGGCCAGCCUUGACUGAUUGGGCAAGGAUCAGGGAGGAGCUUACAACAGCGGGCCCGCCCGUGGUGGCCAUGCCCGUGGUGAUAAAAACAGAGGGACCGGCUUGGACUCCUCUGGAGCCAAAAUUGAUUACGCGAUUGGCCGACACGGUCAGGACCAAAGGCUUACGAUCUCCAAUUACCAUGGCAGAAGUGGAAGCUCUUAUGUCUUCCCCGCUGCUACCGUAUGAUGUCACGAAUCUUAUGAGGGUCAUACUAGCCCCCGCCCAAUAUGCCCUGUGGUCGGACGCUUGGGACGUCCAGCUACAGACGGUUAUAGCAGCGGCUACCCGAGACCCUCGACAUCCAGCGAAUGGUCAGGGGCGGGGGGAACGAACUAACUUGGAUCGCUUAAAGGGCCUAGCGGAGGGAAUGGCCGGGAAUCCUGAGGGCCAGGCUGCGCUUUUGAGACCGGGGGAGUUGGUUGCUAUCACGGCGUCGGCUCUCCAGGCGCUCAGAGAAGUCGCCCGGUUAGCGGAGCCUACAGACCCUUGGGCAGAUAUCACACAGGGGCCAUCUGAGUCCUUUGUGGAUUUUGCCAAUCGCCUUAUAAAGGCGGUUGAGGGGUCGGAUCUUCCAUCUUCGGCAAGGGCCCCCGUGAUUAUUGAUUGCUUUAGACAGAAAUCACACUCAGAUGUCCAACAGCUUAUACGAGCAGCGCCCUCCACAUUAACGACACCAGGAGAGAUAAUUAAAUAUGUUCUAGAUAGACAGAAGGUUGCUCCGCUCACGGACCAGGGAAUAGCGGCGGCCGUGUCGUCGGCCAUGUCGUCGGCCAUCCAACCCUUAGUCAUGGCGGUAAUUAACAAGCGAGGUGAGAAUGCUAGAACCCCGAUGCAGAAACAUUGGAAGCCAACCAUCCUUACAGAAGGGCCACCGGUCAAAAUACGCACAGAAGCGGAAAGGUUAAACCAGACUCAAGUCACGAAAGCAUUUCUGAUUGGAUACCCUGGGGAGGCGAGCAAGGAAGACCUGAAGAAGAGGCCGUCGGAGGCAAGCAAGAAAGAUCCGGAGAAGACGCCCUUGCUGCCGACGAGAAUUAAUGGAAUCGCAGUGUUUGUCUGUUUAUUAAUCCUAUGUGGGGUUACGGGGACGGCCGCUGAUACACACUUCAUUUCACAGCCAGGGAAUUUGUGGGUUACUUGGGCAAAUAAGACGGGCCAAAAUGACUUUUGCCUUAGUUUGCAAUCGGCAACAUCGCCUUUCCGCACCUGCCUAGUAGGUAUCCCUCAAUACAUGUUAGAAGCCUUUGCAGGGUACACCACAAACCAUUCUGCUUGCCGUAACGAUAUCGAUCUAGCAAGCCAAACGGCAUGCUUGAUAAAAUCUCUGAAUGUGUCUCUCCCAUGGGAUCCACAAGAAUUAGAUAUCUUGGGGUCACAAAAGGUGCGGAAUGGGUCGCGUAAUGGUACACGUACCUGUAUUACCUUUGGGUCAGCGUGCUGGAAGGAAGGUGACUUUUUGACCUGUGACUUGUUUGACGGGGUAUUUAACGGCUCCGAGGGAUUGAAAGGACAACUGCAGGCUUUAAUUGCUCGAUGGGUAGGCACAGAUCCACGGCUGAAAUCAUACAAUGAGACCUCCUGGACCGUGGUCAGUCCUAUGAACACAAAGGCCUUUUCCAUUACUUCGGGUUAUUGUGGGUAUACCAAAAAUGAGACACGGAUCUUCACACAGUACAAUACGACCUGUCUAUCAAAGGGUGGAGCCCUUUCGGGGUUUAGCAAGGGAUCCUCAUUUAACUGUACGGCAAUUUGGGAUUUUUAUGGGUAUGGAUUCACUUUCAAAAAAGGGGCCAAUGAGAUGCUAUGGAAUAAUAAGACGGCUAAGGCGUUGCCCCCUGGAAUCUUCUUAAUCUGUGGGGAUAGAGCCUGGCAGGGUAUCCCGCACAAUGCCUUAGGAGGACCCUGUUACCUAGGGGAACUGACGCUGCUGUCUCCGAAUUUCACGACAUGGAUGCAGUAUGGCCCGAACAUCACGGGUCACUAUCGCCGCCAGAAGCGUUCGAGCCCUCUCCCGGAGAACUGUAACGACGAGGUAGAAUUGUGGAGUGCCACGGCACGGAUAUUCGCGUCAAUUUUCGCCCCUGGGGUUGCCGCAGCACAGAGCUUGGCUCAGAUAGAACGCCUAGCGUGUUGGUCAGUUAAGCAGGCAAAUUUAACAACAUUAAUAUUGAAUGCGAUGUUGGAGGACACAAACAGCAUUCGACACGCGGUGCUGCAAAACAGGGCAGCCAUCGACUUCUUGCUCUUGGCACAAGGGCAUGGAUGUGAAGACCUAGAGGGAAUGUGUUGCUUUAAUCUCAGCGACCACAGUGUGUCCAUCCAUAAAGCGCUGAAAACCCUGCGAGACCAUACGGAAAAGAUCCAAGCGGAGGGCGACCCCAUCGGGGACGGGCUGAGAGGCGUGUUCGGGAAUAUAGAGGGGUGGGGUGUGCAUUUAUUGAAGGGUCUGCUUUUAGGGCUUGUAGUUAUCUUGCUUUUGAUAGUAUGUGCGCCUUGCCUUUUACAAAUCAUGUUAAGUUGUAUUCAAAGGAUGAUUGACCGCACAAUCAACUACCGCGUAGAGUAUAAGAAAAUGCAAACGGCUUGUAGGCAACCAGAAAAUGCGGUGGCAUAA
Lagopus muta (rock ptarmigan) is the source of this 3264-nucleotide messenger RNA. RefSeq lists its product as uncharacterized. Gene Ontology annotation, biological process: viral process. Lineage: Eukaryota; Metazoa; Chordata; Aves; Galliformes; Phasianidae. The transcript has 2 exons. The record is from RefSeq and is a predicted model, not a curated record. Bases 1 to 3264 code for a protein of 1087 amino acids.